Molecule: messenger RNA, 4293 nt
Organism: Lagopus leucura (white-tailed ptarmigan)
Lineage: Eukaryota; Metazoa; Chordata; Aves; Galliformes; Phasianidae
Product: ubiquitin-conjugating enzyme E2 D2-like
Exons: 7
Coding region: 951-1562 (203 amino acids)
Biological process (GO): protein K48-linked ubiquitination; ubiquitin-dependent protein catabolic process
Cellular component (GO): nucleus
Molecular function (GO): ubiquitin conjugating enzyme activity
Source: RefSeq, a predicted model, not a curated record
AGAGUUCCUUCCUUGAAACAGCGCUUGCUUUGCUUGCUGUUCAUGUUUCAGGAGGAGAAAUGGGAGUGUGCUGUCCCUUGGUGAGCAUGGGUGGGCUGUUUGUGUUGCUCCUCGGAGGUUGAAGAACCUGAGGCAGGAUGGGCUGUGUAAGUGGUGCACAGAGCUCGGCAAAGUGCUGAGCAGUGCAGUGGAAAUGGUGCUGCAAGCAAAAAGCUUUGGUCAGGGCUGUGAUGUGAUGCUCAGCUGCUCGUCUGGGUACUCUGAGAGUUAGCUGGAGUCGGGCUGCAGGUGGAGGAGUGCUGUGGUGCCUUGCUCAGCUGCCUACCAGUGUCUGCUCUCACCUGGGCUGUGCUGAGCUCUGUGGGAUGCCCAUCUUGCCUGUGUUGCCCUGUCUGCAGGAGCUGCAGCAGUGUUGGCCCUGUCCUGAUCAGUGGCUCCAGCCUCUGCUGUUGCAUCUGGUGACAGGAACAAAAGGCUGUGGAGUGUGGAUUAAGUGGAAGUAACCCCAGCAGGCUUGUGUACAAAGAAGCAAUGGAGAGGAAAGCUGGUGUUCAGGCAUUUUUUUGGAGGAUGCAUCAGUCUCGAUGCGCCAGUGUACGUGUCUGCAUCUUGCCCCUGGUGUUUAUGCCUGGUGCUUUGGAUUUUAUUCCCUACCACAGACCGUGCAUGAGGCUUUCUGCAGAGUUCUUGGACAACACAGGGAUGAGAACUUCAGGAAUGAGCAGCAAACCCCAGGAGUGAACAAACCUCUGAUGCCCUGGAGCUGCUGUUGCACGAAGCGGUGUCUGGCACACCGAGCCCCUCUGGGCUGGAAGUGGGGCAGAGCCCAAAGCUGCCUGCCAUCUGACUAGAAGUCUUGCUGUCAGCGUGGAGGUGCUGCCAGCUGUGGGGCUGAUGGGCUGUCCAGGCCUGGAGCUGCUGUGCCAGCUCUGCAGCUGUUCUCAGAGCAGAUGCUGCCAGGGGGAUCACACACAGAGGAGCUGCUCUCAAGUUGCUGCUUGUGGUGUUCCUGCAGUGCUCUUAAUUCUCCCAAGGUUCUCCACUGGCACUCGGAUUUCAUGAGGAAGGAGCUCCAGGAAUUGAAUGAUCUGGCACGUGAUCCUCCAGCACAGUGUUCAGCAGGGCCUGUUGGUGAUGACAUGUUCCAUUGGCAAGCUACAAUAAUGGGACCAAACGACAGUCCCUAUCAAGGUGGAGUAUUUUUCUUGACAAUUCACUUCCCAACAGAUUAUCCCUUCAAACCACCUAAGGUUGCAUUUACAACAAGAAUCUAUCAUCCAAAUAUUAACAGUAAUGGCAGCAUUUGUCUUGAUAUUCUACGAUCACAGUGGUCCCCAGCACUAACUAUUUCAAAAGUACUUUUGUCCAUCUGUUCUCUGUUGUGUGAUCCCAAUCCAGAUGAUCCUUUAGUGCCUGAGAUUGCACGGAUCUACAAAACAGAUAGAGAAAACCAGCAGAGGGAGAACAAGUUGCUUCGGUGGGAGGAUGUUUCCAUGCUAGCUGUUGGUGAUGGAGUCAGGCAAGCAAAGAAACAACAAAGUACUAUUUUCAUCUUCAUUUGACAACCCAAGGAAAGAACAAGUGGUGUAGAGAGAGGGGGGGAGGACACAAGCUGCCUCUGAGGUGAACUGCAAACUGAAGAGAAGUCCACUACUGAGAAGGUUUCCACUGUUUUGUUUAAAAGCACCAGUUUAAACAUAAAGCAUAGAAUGGUUUGGGUUGGAGGGGACCUUAAAGCCCAUCCAGUUCCAACCCCCUUGCUUUGGGCUGGUUGCCCCCCCUGUCCGUGGCCUCGGGCCUCUCCAGCAUAGGGCACCACAGCUUUUCCAGGCAGCCGAUGCCACAACCACCAUCUGAAUAAAGAUUUUCUUCUCGCCGUGUAACCAAAGUCUCCCCUUCUUAGUUGCAAACUGUUCCCCCUCAUCCUACUGUCAGAUGACGUAAGAAGUCGAUCUCCUCCUUAUAAAUAAUCUCCCUUCAGGUACUUGGAAGGUCACAGUGAGGUCUCCCCAGAGCCUUUUCUUCUCUACACUGGAGAAGCCUCGGGCUUUCCUUGUCAGGAAGGUACUGCUGCAUUCUGAAUGUUGUCUUGGCCUCUUCUGCUCCACCAGCCUCAUCUGUCCUGUGCUGGAGGCCUGGAUGCAGGACCCCAGGUGGGGCCUCACGAGGGCAGAGCAGAGGGGAGCAGUCCCCUUCCUCACCAUCCUGGCUCUGUCCCUCUGUUGGUGCAGCUCAGGGUCCUGUUGUCUUUCUAGGCUUUGAGCACCAGAACCGCAGAGUCUUUGUCUUCAGGGCUGCUCUCAGUGAGGCCUUCUACCAGUCCAUGUGCAUAUCAGGGAUUGCCCUGACCCAGGUGAAGCACCUUGCUCUUGGCCUUGUUGAGCCUUGUUUGAUUCACGUGUGCCCGCUUCUCAGCCUGUCCAGGUCCCUCUGGAUGGCACCUCUUCCUUCUGUGGUGUCAGCUGCACUGCCCAUCUUGGUCAAACUCGCUGAGGGUGCACUUGAUUCUGCUGUCUGUCAUUCAUAAAGACAUUGAAGAGCACCAAGAUGGACCCCUGGGCUUGUGACCAGCCUCCCCCUCGUAUGGAGCUGCUGACUGCAACCCUCUGGCUGACCAACCAGUUCCUGACCUGCUGAUCAGCCCACCCUUCAAAUGAAUUUCUUUUCAGUUUAGAUGUGGUGUGAGGCCACGGCGAAGGCCUUGCAGCAGCCCAGGUGCAUGACAGCAGUUUACCUUCCUUUCUUCACCAGUGCCAUGGCUCUAUCAUAGAGGCCACCAGCUGGGUCAGGCACUCUGCCCUUGGUGAAGCCGUGCUGGCUGUCUCUGUUCAUCUCCUCAUCUCUCGUGCUUUCCAAGAAGAUCUCCUCCAUCUUUCCAGGCAUGGAUGCUGAGGAUCACAGGCCUGUAGUUUCCUGGGUCUUCCUUUCUUGAAGGUUGGGAGCGAUGCUUCCCUUCCUGCAGUCUCUGGGAACCUCACCUGACAGCCACAACCGCUCAAAUGCGAUGGAGAGCAGCUGGGCAGCCACAUCAGCGGCUUCUCUCAGGACCCUGGGAUGCACAUGGUGUGCUCCCACAGGCAUUCAGCUUCGUGAGGUGCUCUCAGGCUUGCUGUGCUCCCAGCAGUGGGAAGGGUUCUGCUCCCCCAACCCCUGCCUGGAGCUCAGGGAUGUGGGAAGCCUGACUGCAGCAGAGGGCAAGGCAGGGGAACUCGCUGAGUGGCGCUGCCUUGUCUGCAGUUGCAGUUGUGAUCGUGUGAGGUUUUUUUUACCCCCUUGUUGUCAUCCAGCUCUGAUCGCUGGUGUUAAUUCCUGAAGUUACAGAGUUGUGUCAUGAGAGCAAGGAAGGAAAGUGAUUCUCAAACUUUGGUGUUUGAGAAAUAGGGAACUCUGUGCGUCUUGCUUUUAGUCAGAGCUGCGAGGUUUGCAGGGUGUGUGUCGAGUCUCAGCUAAGCAUACUUUCCUAUUCACUGUAUGUAGGAGCUUUUUCCCCUUCCUCCAGAGUCAGCAACUUCUGUGCUCACGCAUAUCUGGACUUGGUUCUCAGUAGCCUCAAAGCAAGUGACAGUUGCUUUCUUUUGGUUUCUCGAUUUUCUUAAGCUGAAGAACUUUGUCUACAGACUAAAUUGCAGCACAGAAACUUGGUUGGUGUAAAUAAGUAGGAAACUUCCUGCCUUGUGAUGCUUUUUCUGCAAACUCGAAUUCUGUAGUCAGAAACACCACCUUUAUCAGUGCUGUAAGUCACAGCCGCCGCUUUGUUUCACGUGCUCCUCCCGAGCUUCCUCUGGAUGUGAUUCUGGCUGUAAAGGGGAGCAGAAGCUCCAGGUGGCUGGGAGGAAGGAGCAGAGCGUGCCUUCAGAGUAAGAGCUUGUCGUGGGCAAGGCUGUGUGUGCUGGUAGCCACGUGCACAAGGCUGGACGCAGCGGGAGCCUGGGAGGGGUUGGCACCACUGGGCUGAACUUGUGGGGGUGCGGAGGGCUGGGAGGGAGGCACUGAUCUGUGGCUCUCCAGAACGGCCCGAUUAAAGCCCUGCGGCUGGGAGAGGAGCAGGUGAAACCUUGCUGGAAAUGCUCCUCACAGCUGCUCUGUUUGCGGCUCGCAUCGCAAGGAGCCUCCGCUCCAGCAGGGCACAUCUGCUCUGCUCACUGAGUGCAGGGGGCUCUGUUUGCCCUCCUGCUGGCACCAUGCUGCCCUUUGCUCUUUUACUCAUGCAAAACGGCCGUGCUGCUGCAGGGUCUCGAGUUCGUGUGGUGUUACUGAGCUGGGAUGCUGUGCUAAGUGAAUGCUCUUUUUGUA